UUGGCGUGCACUGAAAAUGACGAAGACGGAAGCUGUCGAGUAGUCGCCUGCCUGGAAGGUUCCUGAAGAGCUCUUCGUUAGGACUGGUUCCUCCUGUCAGCAGUUGGAUCCAGUUUGUGAUAUCGUGACACAAUCAAAUGCAGUCCAGACAAAGAGAACCUGGCAGGAUGGAUACUCACUGAAGCAUCACGUUUGCACAAGCAGUCUUUGCUCACUAAGUUCCUUAAUUCAGAUCGGGUUCACUCGACUACCUCCCCUCAGGCACCAUGACGUCCUCUAUGCUACGCAGACAGCUGAAGAACCUGGUCCAGAACUACUCUGAGGCUGAAGUCAAGGUGAGAGAGGCGACAUCCAAUGACCCGUGGGGCCCAUCCAGUUCUCAAAUGGCAGACAUCUCCGACCUGACCUAUAAUGUGGUGGCCUGCAAUGAGAUCAUGACAAUGCUUUGGAAACGCCUGAAAGAUGACAGAAACUGGAGACACAUCCACAAGUCACUGACUCUGCUGGAGUACCUGCUGAAAACGGGUGAUGACCGUGUGCUUCUGAAAAUGAAAGACAACAUUUACAUUGUCAAAGCCCUCACAGAAUACCGUUUUGUAGAGAAAGAUGGUAAAGAUCAGGGCUUGAAUGUGAGAGAGAAGGCGAAGGCUGUUCUUGUUCUCAUGGAGGACGAUGAAAAGUUGAAGGAAGAACGAGAAUUUGCUGUAAAGACCAGAGAGAAGAUGUCCAAAGGGGCGGCUGCCUCAUCAGCCGACGCCCUGACAGAUCCCAGCUACAAGCCGUGUUACGUUCCUGGCGCCACAGGACUUCCCUCUUUAGACAACAUCCCCUCAGUGGCUGACUUGACGGCUUCCUUUCAGGCCCGUAAAGAGGAGCGGCUAAGGCAGGAGGCUGAGAAGAAGGAAGUUGAGAGGAGGGCCAACAUGUCUGAAGAUGAGUUGAAAUGGGAGGAUGCCGGGAAAGGCACUGAGGCCAAAGGAAAUGUUUGGGGGGGAGAAAACUCUGAGAAGGAAGGAGAGAAAUCUGAUCCAUGGGGAGCCCCCAAAGAACCAAAAGAGGCCACCGAUCCUUGGGGUACACCAACAAGACCUGUCACAACUGAUACUGCAGCCAACAGUGAUCCUUGGAGAGCUCCAUCUGAAACGAAAGAUCCGUUUGCAGCGCCAAAGUCUGAAGAAGAUCCAUUUAAUCAAUCAAAAAAUGCACCAGAUCCCUUCAAUGCUCCCAAAAAGGACCCUUUCAAUAUGGCGAAAGAAGAUUCAGACCCCUUCAAGCCAUCUAAGAUUGAUCAGUUUAAUACAACCAAGGAUGACCCAUUCAGUGCGCCAAAGGGUGAUCCCUUUACUGCCCCCAAGGAUGAUCCAUUUAAUACGCCCAAGGAUGAUCCCUUUACUGCCCCCAAGGAUGAUCCAUUUAAUACACCCAAGGAUGAUCCGUUCAGUGCACCAAAAGAUGAUCCUUCCACUGCACUUGUAACUACACCCCCUAAAGAUGAUCCUUUUUCUACUACGCCACCCAAAAAGGAUCCAUUUUCGCCAUCCUCUAGACUUGCACAAGAUGAUCCCUUUGUAGUACAAACAUCACCACCAAAAGAGGAUCCAUUCACAGUGCCAUCAACCUUACCAAAGGAAGAUUCCUUCAGUGCCCCUCCGGUGAGUCCACCCAAAGGUGAUUCCGAUGUAUGGGGAGCCCCUGCCAGCCCUCCGCCACCAUCGGCGUCAGAUCCCUGGGGGAUGCAGUCACCACCACAGGAAGCCAAGGGUGGAGAUCCCUGGGGGGAUGGAACCAGCGUCUCAUCACCCCUCGAUAAUUCCGAUCCAUUUGGUGACUCAUCUAUUCCAGACACUGAUCCAUGGGGAGCACCAACUUCAGUUGCAGCCAGUACAAGUGAUGCUUGGGGUUCUCCUGCUCCACCCUCAGUUUCCUCCCCAUCUAGUGACCCCUUUGGAGACGCGGUGUCUAAAACCAGUACAUCAAGCAGUGACCCAUGGGGCACUCAGAGCACCACACCCAGCACUGGCACAGGAGAACAAACCACACAGGAACAGGAAAAAACUGGAACAGCUGCAGCCUUCCUGGGCUCAGUGGGGGCAUCGCUGGUUGACCUGGAUGCCCUUUUCUCCCCUAACCCUAAACCACAUCUCUUGAACAAGCCAACUGCUCGGACACAAGCUAUUGGCUUCUUUAAUUCCUGGGCCGGGGCUUUUGGCCCUGUGGUCCCCUCUUCAGCUGUAGCAGGAACGUCAUGCCCACAAACAUCAACUCCACCCAGCAGUAGUUUUUGUUCUGUUGCACCUACUGCUUUUGGAGCUACCAGACCUUCUAGUGAAGCUCCUUUAUUUCAGACAGUGUCACAUUCUGGCUUCACCAGGCCUCAGGUGUCUCCCCUGUAUUCAGGAUUUGGAGUGGUCCAGCCCACUACUAUGGGAGGAAGUCCACAUGUAGGACUUGGCCUGAAUAGUCUCACUGCAGGAAUGAUGCCAUCUGGGAAUCAGCUUUUUGUUGGAACAGGAGUGACUCAACCUAGUUUUGUCGGAGGGAAUCAUCAAAUGGGAGGAGCUAAUGUGGGCGGUUCCACUCCACAGUCUGGGGGUGCAGUCUCUUUUGAUCCACGGUUCUCCAGCAAUAUGAACCAAAACAAUCCAUUCUUCUGAUGGGUUGUUUCUGUCACAUGUGCAGGUCAAAAAGAAGAGAAUGUCCCAGAGGACAUCAGGGG
Molecule: messenger RNA, 2716 nt
Organism: Thalassophryne amazonica
Lineage: Eukaryota; Metazoa; Chordata; Actinopteri; Batrachoidiformes; Batrachoididae
Product: epsin-1-like
Exons: 11
Coding region: 267-2654 (795 amino acids)
Biological process (GO): endocytosis
Cellular component (GO): clathrin vesicle coat; plasma membrane; endosome
Molecular function (GO): phospholipid binding; clathrin binding
Source: RefSeq, a predicted model, not a curated record